Molecule: messenger RNA, 657 nt
Organism: Parastagonospora nodorum SN15
Lineage: Eukaryota; Fungi; Ascomycota; Dothideomycetes; Pleosporales; Phaeosphaeriaceae
Exons: 2
Coding region: 1-657 (218 amino acids)
Source: RefSeq, a predicted model, not a curated record
AUGUCCACAAACUCGGGCGAAGAUUGUCUCAUGCCGUCUACCGCUACUGCUGCUGCUACUGUUACACGCGCAAUCAAUGCCGCAACCUCUAACGCGAUGCUCAGUGCCGAGCGCAACGACCGAGAGUCGCCACUGCUUCGCCUACCUGCAGAACUCCGCAACCAGAUUUACGAGUACGCUCUCACCGACGGCAUGUAUGAAUUGCGCGCACCAAAGGGCGGCAUUUGUCCAUAUCCAGCUGGGAUUGGCAUCGCCGGUGUUUGCCAGAAGCUUUAUUACGAGGCCUCCCUUUUAUCAUUCACUCUGAACGAGUUCCACUGCGGAGUAGCAGCCGACCUCGUCAAGCUACAUUCUCGUCUGAGCAUCAGACAGCUCAGCGCUAUAACAAACGAAUCGUUUUCGAACCAUAUGCAAAUCCCAGUCAUGUUCAACGGCCGUUUAAUGACUCCCAGUUCCGAGAUGGAAAGUCAGCGAAGCGGAGUCUGCUUCAGAGAGUUCUUCCCCAAUGCUCAGCGUGUGACACUCGCUGAGGAUUGUCAUCCAUAUCCAUAUCCAUACUAUGGAAUACGUCCCAGAUGGGACCCAGUUAUCUCGUCCUGGGUAGGUGGCAGACGAAAUGCUGGCUUGGUUAUUGUGUACAAGGAGAGCUGUGACUGA